Plenodomus lingam JN3 is the source of this 456-nucleotide messenger RNA. RefSeq lists its product as uncharacterized. The record is from RefSeq and is a predicted model, not a curated record. Lineage: Eukaryota; Fungi; Ascomycota; Dothideomycetes; Pleosporales; Leptosphaeriaceae.
AUGUACAGUUGUACUAUCCUUCUUCUGGGAUCUAUAAUUCUCACCGUCUUUGCCGCCCCAGUACCUUUGGAUGCUGGUCUAGUAAAGAAAGACUUCGCUGUCAAGCCUCGAAGUGGCUUGUCGGUAACACACAUGAUCCAGGAUCUCAUGGAGCGUUCAACGGUCGUCAAGACUGCGCAGUCAAAAACAGAUUACGAUGUCGUGUCCGAAAUCAACCAUGAAGGAGAAGAAAAGGCAGAGUCAGAGUUCGAUACGGUUAAGGUGCUGAAUGAAAGAGGCAUUAUUCGCACCUUCGGGGGCAACAAGAGAGGAAUAACGCGACCCUCCGGAGGCAGCAAGAGGGGGAUAACACGACCCUCCGGAGGCAGCAAGAGGGGAAUAACACGACCCUCCGGAGGCAGCAAGAGGGGAAUAACACGACCCUCCGGAGGCAGCAAGAGAGAUUUGACUGAAUGA